AUGAGAUGGUUCAAGCGAUCGACCGAGUCGCCGAAACUGCUCAGCCUGUCCCCGCUGCGACAUUCCGAGUCCGGGAAUGUUUACGGUAAUGAACCGACCGCUGGAUACCAGCCGCAGCAGCAUCGCCACCGCCACGACGAUCGGCUCUUCGCCGGAACGCUCCGGCGACGCAGUGCCGGUGAUGAUCUGUGUGAAGAAGCAGAAACGGCAGGAGUCCGACCGAUGAACGGUGGUCCCGUCGGCCACGGGUUCCUGGGUUCGAAGACGACCGGCCGGUCGGAGGGUUACCGCAUCGGAGGGCUGUUGCAAGCGUCGGCGGUCAACCUGUCCAGUUCUUCGCCCUCUUCGGGCUCGGGAAGCAGUAGCGGCAGCAGCAGUACGACCGGAUCUUCCCCGACCAGCACGAGCAGCACCACCUCGAGCAGCUCGAACACCACCUCCAGUACCUCACCGUUCUCCUACACCAGUGACAGCAGUGGCGGUGGCGGCGGAGGCACGGCGCACAAAGUCCUGCAAUCGGGCACGGCAACCAUACCCAGAAAGUCCCGCAUCGAUCUUUCGCCCGUCAACUGGGCCAAGCGGAGCGGCUCGUCCGGUAUCAACUGCUACAGCAUCGAGGAAGGGCGGGUUAUCGAACGGCCCAAAGGUCGCUACGUCUCGCCGGUGCGCAUCAAAAACAAGCACCAAGUGGUGAACGGCGGCUCCACCAAUACCACCAGUCCGACCGGUCCGGUGACCGCGACGAGCGAGCGAGGAACCACUACUGCAACGCCGGUUUCGCGAAGAAUUUUGCAACGUGCCACCACCGCCACCGAUAAGAGCUGCUGUUCCGCCGCCGGACUCGGAGAUGGUACCGCGAGCGACGGUAGAUUCGAGAGCGGGAGUGUCACCGCCACCAGUACCUCACUCUACAAACAGCUGAGCCGAUCGAUCGGCAACAUCGUCGACACGCUCGAGAGUCGCAGCCCGUCGCUCAGCCAGCGGUCGGUUCCGUACCGGGAGAAGAAGAAUCCGCUCGGCAGCACGCGGCUCUCCUGCUACCAGCAGCCGAUCAGCCUGGAGCAGCCCCCGGCGGCGGCCGGGCACGCCUCGAAAGUCACGUCACGGCAUCCGUUCUACAAAUCGGUUGACGAUUUAAUCUUUCUCAGCACCACCGCAGCAGACGCGGCAAGGCAGGAAGCCGCAGACGACGAUAGCGUGACCACCGAUCAGCUGCAGCUGCAUCGCUUGGGAUCACCGACAGAGGGCGCCGAUAGAGCGUGUGACGCAGCUCCCGAGCCACCAAGUCCGGUCGGCAUCAAAACAACGUGCGGUGGUUCCACGAUCGCCGCUGCUGCUGCUGCUGCUGGUAUUGGUGACGGCAACGGGCUAUUCCGCACGCUCGAGCGACGUCGCUUAUCAUCAGCCUCCUGCGCCUCCAGUGUGGUCACGAUCGAGCGGUCCGACACCGUGGAGGAAGUCGGCGUAGCGUCAGUACCAAAGAACGAUCCGUCCGCGACGGCGAUGGAUCCGGCCGAUCACGACGAAACGUACGGCUUUGCGCAGAUGCGCACCAGCCUCGGACCGAUCGAGGCCGCCUACCAGCAGCGGCUGGAAGCGCUCCGGAAUGAAACGAUCGCGUCGGCCACCGGCACGCUGCCGGUGUUUAAGACUCCAAAGAAGAAGGACAACUUCACCAACAAGAUCCGGGCGAUGUCCGAUCGGACGCAGAAGCUCUUUUCGCGCAUAUACUCCACCAACAGCUCCGCCACGGGUGGCGGAGCGUCACUAAAGUCCGGCACCGUCGGGGCGUACCAUCUGUCGACGACGAAGUCACUGAAAAAGUCACCCUCGAAGCUGUCGGAAGCGAGCCGUCGGAGCGUCAGCUACGGAGCCCUGCCCGGGCUGGCGGACUUCCAGCGGAACAUGAGCACCAAAGAGCACCAGGACUACGAGGACGUUGAGGAGCGACAGCAUCAGCAGCCGCAACAACCACCACAAUCGAUCGACGACGUCGACGGGGAUCUGUUGGUGAGCGGGGCGACCGUCAUCAGCCUCGGUGGCGGUGGCGGUGCUGGGUCCGUUGCUAGUGGCCACACCGACGCCGAGGACGGGGAUUCCGGCAUUCUGGUGAACGAGUCCGGUGCCUCGUCCAUUCUCGAAACGGACGAUGUUUUCCACGACUCCGGAACCGGCGGAAUCCCAAGCAUUCCCUCAAAGGCGGCCUUAACCAGCGGGUGCGGUACGGAGCCGACCGAGUUCAAGCUGGUCACCAUCCGGUUGGACGAGCCGGAGAGCGGUGCUGGUGCUGAAACGUUCGACGAGAACGGCGGAACGGGAGCACUGGGCAUCAUUGUCACACCGAUGGCCAGCCCCGACGGUGAAGUCAGCAACCGCUACAAGGUGGCCCACGUUCUGCCCGGAGGGCUUGUUUACAGGGAAGGUUCGAUACAACCGAACGAUGAAAUUGUCAACAUCCUCGGAAAGCGGCUUCGCGGGCUGUCGACGCGGCAGGUCCAGGACCUACUGAACGGUUGUACACGCCGUGGCGCCAGUGGCGGGGGCCGCUCCAGUAUCGAUCUUGUCAUUUGUCGCAGUAGGGCAAACGGCACUGAUCACGAUUCUGACGAUCAUCAUCAGCAGCCGCAGCAGCAACCAUCACGUCCACCGUCCGUCAGCCGGCGGCUCUUCCGGAACAGCCGCAAAACGUCACUCGACUCGUACCUGGAGGACGAAACGCAGCGCGACCACAGUGGCAGCGAGACCGGAUCCGAACAGGAUACCGCACACUACGCUUCGAUCGCCAUCAAAAUCGAUGGAAACAAGUACAACACCCUCGGGACACCGAGGCGCACGAAGCAACAACCGCUGUCGAUGGUGGCGUGCAAGCAGCAGCAACAGCAGUAUGGAGCACCAUCACCAACGAUCCCAUUGGCGUCGGGAUGCGACAAUAUUCCGGGCACGGAGGUGGAUUCCCAGCCACCGUCGCUGGACUGUGCCAAGCGGCGUUCGUUCACGAAAAACACUCCCACGGCCAACACAUCGAAAGUGGUACGCCGUUCGUUGGUUGGCAAGCAAACCACUCAGCAACAGCAAGUGUCGCCGAGCGGCCAACAACCCCAACUGGGCACCGCCAAGAGCACCAUGAACCUGUGCGACGACGAGAAGCUUGAGCUGCACGGCGGCAGUGGCGGCGGCGGAGCGUCGGACGAUGCGGAAACAAGCAGCGGCACCAGCUCGCUGGCUGACCUGGACAAGUCCACCAGCAACUUCUGCACGCUACCCCGGCGGCCCAAGUCUUCGCUCUGCUCGUUCCACACGGUCAGCUUCCAGAAGGGUCCAGGCAAGAAGUCACUCGGCUUCACGAUCGUCGGCGGGCGCGACAGUCCCCGCGGCGCACUCGGAAUCUUCAUCAAGAGCAUCCUGCCGGCUGGCCAGGCCGCCGAAGAUGGCCGACUGAGGGCCGGUGAUGAGGUGCUGGCCGUCAAUGGGCAAGUCUGCCACGAUUUGACCCACCUCGAGGCGGUCAAGAUGUUCAAGAGCAUCAAAACGGGCGACAUCGUGUUGCAGCUGUGCCGGCGAAACAAGUCCGCGCACCGCUCGAUGGACAUCGAGGCGUGUUGAAGCAAAAGGAACACGGGACGGGAUUUCUUAUAACAAACUCCGGAAAAAACAAUGUGUGUGCGUGUGUUUAGAAAGACUUAUUAGCGUGUAGGGCUUAUGUACAGAACUACUGGAGAAAUGGGGCUUCAUAAGGUGCCACCAGGCGCGCCAGGAUUUGUGUAAUAAACGUCUACGUCUAAUCGUCGCACCAGCGAUUCGUCUAUAGUUUGUGAUAGCGAGGCGUGUGCGUGUGAUGCGUGAUGUAGCAACAGAAGAGGACUGUGUAAUAAAUGUA
Anopheles cruzii is the source of this 3877-nucleotide messenger RNA. RefSeq names its product serine-rich adhesin for platelets-like. Lineage: Eukaryota; Metazoa; Arthropoda; Insecta; Diptera; Culicidae. The coding region runs from base 1 to 3603 and encodes 1200 amino acids. Gene Ontology annotation, molecular function: protein binding. The transcript has 4 exons. The record is from RefSeq and is a predicted model, not a curated record.